Messenger RNA from Nestor notabilis (Kea), 414 nucleotides. RefSeq names its product tctex1 domain-containing protein 4-like. Lineage: Eukaryota; Metazoa; Chordata; Aves; Psittaciformes; Psittacidae. The transcript has a single exon. Bases 1 to 414 code for a protein of 137 amino acids. Gene Ontology annotation, molecular function: dynein intermediate chain binding. Gene Ontology annotation, cellular component: cytoplasmic dynein complex; cytoplasm. The record is from RefSeq and is a predicted model, not a curated record. Gene Ontology annotation, biological process: microtubule-based movement.
AUGCUCCACAGCCAUGUGAGCUUCUCCGGGCUCCCUCUGUUCCAGCCCAUCCUCAAGACCUGCCUGGAGAACACUUACAAAAUAGGGCCGGAUGAAGGCUGCAAGUUCAAUGCAGGGCGGGUGCAGAGGGCGCUGGAGGGAGCCCUGGCUGGGGGCCUGGGCACCCGGAGCCCCCAGGGCAGUGCACUGCUAGCCCAGAACCUGGUUGAGAUGGUGCAGAGCAGAGCAAAGGAGGUGGUGCCACCCCGCUACAAGCUGGUAUCCCACGUGUUGCUGGGGCAGCAAGGCCAGCAGAGCCUGCUGGUGGCCAGCCAGGCACUGUGGGACCCAGAGAGUGAUAGCUUUGCCUCCGCCACCUUCUGCAAUGCUUCUCUCUUUGCUGUGGCCACGGUGCACGGGGUCUACUUUGAGUAG